Molecule: messenger RNA, 351 nt
Organism: Penicillium hordei
Lineage: Eukaryota; Fungi; Ascomycota; Eurotiomycetes; Eurotiales; Aspergillaceae
Exons: 1
Coding region: 1-351 (116 amino acids)
Molecular function (GO): protein binding
Source: RefSeq, a predicted model, not a curated record
AUGCGCAUUCCUCAAUGGAGUCAAAGGGCGCUUCAAAUCCCCGAGGCCCCUGCAAGAGGUCUCUCAUUCAUACGCGGCCAUGGGAGAUUGCCUCGAGCUUCUUCGUCAUCUGUAAGAACUGGUGCUGCCAAAGACGAUCGCCACCAAAACAAGCGUACCCCUGUCUCUUGGGCUGCAGAAUAUGGUGCCUUAGAUUGCGUGAAGAUUCUUUUGGAACACGGAGCGAAACUCAACUCCACGGAUGAUAUGUAUUCCACCCCAUUGUCGUGUUUAAUUCAUGCGGGCCCACAUACGGAUCAAGCAAAAGCUACUGAAGUCUACCUGAGGAAGAACGGCGCCGUUGGAUCUUGA